Messenger RNA from Orcinus orca (killer whale), 855 nucleotides. It is a transcript of the gene CCDC13, whose product is annotated as coiled-coil domain containing 13. The record is from RefSeq and is a predicted model, not a curated record. Gene Ontology annotation, cellular component: centriolar satellite. Gene Ontology annotation, biological process: non-motile cilium assembly; cytoplasmic microtubule organization. NCBI's taxonomy places the organism in Eukaryota, Metazoa, Chordata, Mammalia, Artiodactyla, Delphinidae.
AUGGCAGAGGAUGAAGGCUCACAGGACACCUUGAGGCUCCAGUUCAGGGCCAUGCAGGAGAUGCAGCACAGAAGGUUGGAGAAACGGAAGGUUGGAGAAACAGAAGGUUGGAGAAACGGAAGGUUGCAGAUGGAGAAACGGAAGGAAAAAGAACUUAGCUUCCAAAGCAGAGCUGAUGACCAAAAAGAGCCCCUGGAGAUCUCUGAUGGCCUCAGCGUCCUCCAAGCCGGGGAGCAGAACUCAAAAACCAGCUUUGAGCAGAGGAUGCUUGAAGACGAGAUCGAACGGCUUCGGGAUCAACUCAGGGAAACGGUGGAUGAGAACGGGCGAUUGUAUAAGUUGCUGAAGGAGAGGGACUUUGAAAUCAAACACCUCAAAAAGAAAAUAGAAGAGGACAGAUUUGCCUUCACAGGGACGGCUGGUGUGGUUGGGGAUGUGACUGCCACCAAGAUCGUUGAGCUAUCCAAAAAGAACCGGGUGCUGAUGGCAGAGUCCGAGGGUGCGAAGACCAGAGCGAGGCAGCUGAGCAACCGCAUCCGGGAGCUGGAGCAAGAGCUGCAGAUGGCCCUGGCCAGGCUGCCAGCCAAGGGGGCCACCGACGCAGGAGCCAAGCUGCUGAAGGCCCAGAUGGGAGACAGAGCCUUGGACAGCCCAGAGGUGAAGGUCUUGCAGGACAGGCUGGCGGCCACAAACCUGAAGAUGAGUGACCUCCGUAACCAGAUCCGGGCUGUGAAGCAGGAGCUCCGGGUGGCCCAGAAGGUAUUUCCCGGCCAGGGUUCGGCCUCGUGGGUGGGCCUGGGACUGGGAAGGUCAUGGCUGGGACAAUGGCUUCCAUUCAGGAGCUGGGCCCCGUGA